AUGUCUCUUUUAACUCGACCAAGUGUUGUUUUUGCUAUUGUAUUCGGAUGUUUUGCAGUAUUAGUACCACGAGUCUUUUUACCAUUAUUUCGAUCGAAACCACCAGUAACACCAUCACAUAAUUUGGAUGAACGUUUUCGUCGAUCACCACCAGCAAUGUCUCGUGGUGAACAUGGCGAUAGUAUUGAACAUAUUCCUGGUACACCACCACAUAUGCGUGGUGCACAUCCAAGUAUGAGAAUGCAUCAUCCUGGUGCUAAUAGUCAUCCACAAACAUCAUCUGAUCAUAGUAGUUCAAAAUCAAUAGUUACACUUGCUUUACCAAUGUAUACUGUUGGUAUUGGAGUUUUUUUUAUUUAUACAUGUUGUAAAUAUUGGUCAAAAAAAGAUUCGGAUGAAACUAAACGUAAAAAUCGUUAUUUAAAUAAUAAUCUUCGAUUGAAUAGUGAAAAACGAAAACAUCAAUAUGAUAUACUUGAUAAAGAUAGUGAAGAUGAAGAAGAUAAUAAAGAAGAUUUCUAUAGUGGAUUAGAUUCAGAUUAUAUUGAAUUUUUAAAAGCUAAAAAACAAAAAGCAUUAGAAGCUGAACGAGCUAUGACUGACGAACAAAAACAAAUGCAUUAUGCUCUUGAAGAAAUGAAAAAAUCUUUAUCAUUUAUUAGUUCAAAAUUAGUUACAAAAGAAAAUCGAGAUAAUUUAAACAAUAAUGAAAUUACUCAAUUACAAGAACGUCUUGCUUCAACAGAAGCUCAAAUGUGUAAAAUUUUAACUGCACUUGAUAUGGCUUCGGAAAAAGUUAAUGUUAUAGCUAAAACUGCGUCUAAUAAAUCUCAAAAGACUGAUGAUAAAUAUUGUUCUGCAUUAAAAUCACCUAGUGACGAUGAAAGUAAUGUUGAUCAAAAUCAAAGUUUACCAUCGUCCGAUGAAGAAAAUGUACCUAGUCAAGUAGAAGAAGAAGAAGAAGAUAAUGAUAAUGAAUAA
This is a messenger RNA of Rotaria sordida, 981 nucleotides long. The record is from the annotation of a GenBank genome assembly. Lineage: Eukaryota; Metazoa; Rotifera; Eurotatoria; Philodinida; Philodinidae.